Molecule: messenger RNA, 4147 nt
Organism: Mustela erminea (ermine)
Lineage: Eukaryota; Metazoa; Chordata; Mammalia; Carnivora; Mustelidae
Gene: NOS3
Product: nitric oxide synthase 3
Exons: 26
Coding region: 95-3703 (1202 amino acids)
Biological process (GO): nitric oxide biosynthetic process
Molecular function (GO): flavin adenine dinucleotide binding; calmodulin binding; NADP binding
Source: RefSeq, a predicted model, not a curated record
CAGCAGCGGAGAGCCCCCUCCCACUGCCCCCUCCCCUUCCUAAGGAAAAGGCCUGGGCUCUGCUGGGAGGGCCAGAGCUGAGGCAAGGCUGAACAUGGGCAACUUGAAGAGUGUGGGCCAGGAGCCCGGGCCCCCCUGUGGCCUGGGGCUGGGCCUGGGCCUGGGGCUGUGCGGCAAGCAGGGUCCGGCCUCCCCCACCUCCUCUGAGCCCAGCAGGGCACCCGCGCCCGCGCCCCCACCCGCACCAGACUGCAGCAGCCCCCCACUCACCCGGCCCCCGGACGGGCCCAAGUUCCCUCGAGUGAAGAACUGGGAGGUGGGGAGCAUCACCUACGAUACCCUGAGUGCCCAGUCACAGCAGGAUGGGCCCUGCACCCCCCGACGCUGCCUGGGCUCGCUGGUGUUCCCGCGGAAACUGCAGAGUCGGCCAUCUCGGGACCCCCAACCCACGGAGCAGCUGCUGAGUCAGGCCAGGGACUUCAUCAACCAGUACUACAGCUCCAUCAAGAGGAGCGGCUCCCAGGCCCAUGAGCAGAGGCUUCAGGAGGUGGAAGCCGAGGUGGCAGCCACGGGCACCUACCAGCUCCGGGAGAGCGAGCUGGUGUUCGGGGCCAAGCAGGCCUGGCGCAACGCACCCCGCUGCGUGGGCCGGAUCCAGUGGGGGAAGCUGCAGGUGUUUGAUGCCCGGGACUGCAGCUCAGCCCAGGAGAUGUUCACCUACAUCUGCAACCACAUCAAGUAUGCCACCAACCGGGGCAACCUCCGCUCAGCCAUCACAGUGUUCCCCCAGCGCGCCCCAGGCCGGGGAGACUUCCGAAUCUGGAACAGCCAGCUGGUGCGCUACGCGGGCUACAGGCAGCAGGAUGGCUCAGUGCGGGGGGACCCAGCCAACGUGGAGAUCACCGAGCUCUGCAUCCAGCAUGGCUGGACCCCAGGAAACGGCCGCUUUGACGUGCUGCCACUCCUGCUCCAGGCCCCGGAUGAGCCCCCAGAGCUCUUUGCUCUGCCCCCCGAGCUGGUCCUCGAGGUGCCCCUGGAGCACCCCACGCUGGAGUGGUUUGCGGCCCUGGGCCUGCGCUGGUACGCCCUCCCAGCGGUGAGUAACAUGCUGCUGGAGAUCGGGGGCCUGGAGUUCCCCGCGGCCCCUUUCAGCGGCUGGUACAUGAGCACGGAGAUCGGCGCGCGGAACCUGUGUGACCCUCACCGAUAUAACAUCCUGGAGGAUGUGGCGGUCUGCAUGGACUUGGACACCAGGACAACCUCAUCCCUGUGGAAAGACAAGGCAGCAGUGGAAAUCAACUUGGCCGUGCUGCACAGUUACCAGCUGGCCAAAGUGACCAUUGUGGACCACCACGCUGCCACCGCCUCCUUCAUGAAGCACCUGGAGAACGAGCAGAAGGCUAGGGGGGGCUGCCCUGCCGAUUGGGCCUGGAUCGUGCCCCCCAUCUCUGGCAGCCUCACCCCUGUCUUCCAUCAGGAGAUGGUCAACUACGUCCUGUCCCCUGCCUUCCGCUAUCAGCCAGACCCAUGGAAGGGGAGUGGAUCCAAGGGUACCGGCAUCACCAGGAAGAAGACCUUUAAGGAAGUGGCCAAUGCGGUGAAGAUCUCAGCCUCGCUCAUGGGCACCGUGAUGGCAAAGCGAGUGAAGGCGACCAUCCUGUAUGGCUCCGAGACUGGCCGGGCCCAGAGCUACGCACAGCAGCUGGGGAGACUCUUCCGGAAGGCUUUCGACCCCCGGGUCCUGUGCAUGGAUGAGUAUGAUGUGGUGUCCCUUGAGCAUGAGACGCUGGUGUUGGUGGUAACCAGUACAUUUGGGAAUGGUGACCCCCCAGAGAAUGGAGAGAGUUUUGCGGCGGCCCUGAUGGAGAUGUCGGGCCCCUACAACAGCUCUCCUCGGCCAGAACAGCACAAGAGUUACAAAAUCCGCUUCAACAGCGUCUCCUGCUCAGACCCGCUGGUGUCCUCUUGGAGGCGGAAGAGAAAGGAGUCCAGUAACACAGACAGCGCAGGGGCCCUGGGGACCCUCAGGUUCUGUGUGUUCGGGCUGGGCUCCCGGGCAUACCCCCACUUCUGCGCCUUUGCUCGUGCGGUGGACACACGGCUGGAAGAGCUGGGCGGGGAGCGGCUACUGCAGCUGGGCCAGGGAGAUGAGCUGUGCGGCCAGGAGGAGGCCUUCCGUGGCUGGGCCCAGGCCGCCUUCCAGGCCUCCUGUGAGACUUUCUGCGUGGGAGAGGAUGCCAAGGCCGCUGCCCGGGACAUAUUCAGCCCCAAACGGAGCUGGAAGCGCCAGCGGUACCGGCUGAGUACCCAGGCCGAGGGCCUCCAGCUGCUGCCAGGCCUGAUCCACGUGCACAGGAGAAAGAUGUUCCAGGCUACGGUCCUCUCAGUGGAAAACCUGCAAAGCAGCAAGUCCACCCGGGCCACCAUCCUGGUGCGCCUAGACACCGGAGGCCAGGAGGCGCUACAGUACCAGCCCGGGGAUCACAUAGGCAUCUGCCCGCCCAACCGGCCCGGCCUCGUGGAGGCGCUGCUGAGCCGCGUUGAGGAUCCUCCUCCACCCGGCGAGCCUGUGGCUGUGGAGCAGCUGGAGAAGGGCAGCCCCGGUGGCCCGCCCCCUGGCUGGGUUCGGGACCCCCGGCUGCCCCCAUGCACACUGCGCCAGGCUCUCACCUUCUUCCUGGACAUCACUUCCCCGCCCAGUCCUCAACUCCUUCGACUGCUCAGCACCCUGGCCGAAGAGUCCAGCGAACAGCAGGAGCUUGAGAGCCUCAGCCAGGACCCGCGGCGGUACGAGGAGUGGAAGUGGUUCCGCUGCCCCACGCUGCUGGAGGUGCUGGAGCAGUUUCCAUCGGUGGCCCUGCCCGCGCCGCUGCUCCUCACCCAGCUGCCCCUGCUCCAGCCCCGGUACUACUCAGUCAGCUCGGCGCCCAGCGCCCACCCAGGAGAGAUCCACCUCACAGUAGCUGUGCUAGCAUACAGGACACAGGACGGACUGGGCCCCCUUCAUUAUGGAGUCUGCUCCACGUGGCUGAGCCAGCUGAAGGCCGGGGAUCCCGUACCCUGCUUCAUCAGGGGGGCUCCCUCCUUCCGGCUGCCGCCUGACCCCACCUUGCCCUGCAUCCUAGUGGGCCCUGGCACAGGUAUUGCCCCCUUCCGGGGAUUCUGGCAGGAGCGGCUGCAUGACAUUGACAGCAAAGGCCUGCAGCCCGCCCCCAUGACUUUGGUGUUCGGCUGCCGAUGCUCCCAGCUCGACCACCUUUACCGCGACGAGGUGCAGGAUGCCCAGCAGCGCGGAGUUUUUGGGCGCGUCCUCACCGCCUUCUCCCGGGAGCCCGACAGCCCUAAGACCUACGUGCAGGACAUCCUGCGGACGGAGCUGGCUGCUGAGGUGCACCGCGUGCUGUGCCUCAAGCGGGGCCACAUGUUUGUGUGCGGCGACGUCACCAUGGCAACCAGCGUUCUGCAGACGGUGCAGCGCAUCCUAGCGACGGAGGGCGACAUGGAGCUGGACGAGGCCGGCGACGUCAUCGGCGUGCUGCGGGAUCAGCAACGCUAUCACGAGGACAUUUUCGGGCUCACACUGCGCACCCAGGAGGUGACAAGCCGCAUACGCACCCAGAGCUUUUCCUUGCAGGAGCGACAUCUGCGGGGCGCAGUGCCCUGGGCGUUCGACCCGCCCGGGCCAGACACCCCCAGCCCCUGAGAGCCCUCGUUUUCCAUCCCAGUUCCAGAAGAGGAGCCUUCAGUCCACCCCGGCUCUGCCGCUCUCCUGGCGGCGUUACCAGACCAGCCACCUCUCCCCUCCCGAGGUGCCUUCCCAUCUUUGUCCGGAGUCUGCCCUAAGUCGAUUAUUCCCGGGAAUGAGCAAAAUGUCCCUCUCUAGGUCUGUUUACUUGCCCCAGGUCCAGAGGCUCUCUCCCAGGGCCAACUGUCACCCCUUUUGUGUUCCUUAGGUGAGUUUUAGAUUCCCCUUAUCUCUCUCAGGAGUACCUUAUCUUGAAACCUAAUCUCUAAAUGAUUCAAAUAUUUAUUAUUGAAGAUUCAGCAUAAGAGACAGGACCAGAUGUUAUGAGAGCUUCUAAGAUGCCUAACCCAGCCCCGUCGAUUAAAACUACAGAACGACAAGCUUUGUCUUUUAAUUUGUGCA